Molecule: messenger RNA, 2134 nt
Organism: Jatropha curcas
Lineage: Eukaryota; Viridiplantae; Streptophyta; Magnoliopsida; Malpighiales; Euphorbiaceae
Gene: LEW3
Product: UDP-Glycosyltransferase superfamily protein
Biological process (GO): dolichol-linked oligosaccharide biosynthetic process; protein N-linked glycosylation
Cellular component (GO): endoplasmic reticulum membrane
Molecular function (GO): GDP-Man:Man(3)GlcNAc(2)-PP-Dol alpha-1,2-mannosyltransferase activity
Source: RefSeq, a predicted model, not a curated record
UUCUUCCUUGUCGUUGGCCAAUAAGAAGGAAACAUUUUCCUCGUUAGAGAACUUGCAGUGGCAAAGAAGACAAGCAGUGCCUUCACAGUUGACAGUUCACAAGCAAAGCAACCAAAGUCGUUAGGUCCCUAUAUACCGGCUUAGCUCUCGAUAUCUCCGUGAUUGAUCUCUCUCGUCUCUCCACAUUGAUAAGAAUGGAAAAUUGGAUUUUUAUUCUCAUAAUUCCGCUAUUCACUGCUAUAUUAACCUUACUCUUAACCUUCAGUUCUCAGAUAAUCAAUACCAGAAGGAAUAGAAAGCGAGCUGUUGGCUUCUUCCAUCCCUUCACAAACGAUGGCGGAGGUGGAGAAAGAGUCCUCUGGUGCGCCGUUAAGGCAAUCCAAGAAGAAAAUCCCGAUCUUGACUGUGUAAUUUAUACUGGCGAUCACGACGCGUCCCCUCAGUCACUGGCGGCUCGCGCCACUGAUCGCUUUGGUGUCAAAUUGCUUUACCCACCUAUGGUGGUGCAUCUGUAUAAAAGGAAAUGGGUGGAAGAAACUAGUUAUCCUCGAUUCACCAUGAUUGGUCAAAGCUUUGGUUCAAUCUAUCUGUCAUGGGAAGCUUUAUGCAAGUUUACUCCUUUGUAUUAUUUUGAUACUAGCGGCUAUGCUUUCACUUAUCCAAUUGCCCGGAUUUUUGGUUGCAAAGUUAUUUGUUACACUCAUUAUCCUACUAUCAGUUUAGAUAUGAUUUCUCGUGUUCGUGAUCGAAGCUCCAUGUACAAUAAUGAUGCUUCAAUUGCCAAGAGCGGUUGGCUAUCACGGUGUAAAAUCAUAUACUAUACAUUCUUUAGUUGGAUGUAUGGAUAUGUAGGCUCUUGUGCACAUCUUGCAAUGGUGAACUCUUCAUGGACACAAUCUCACAUUGAAAAGCUUUGGAAAAUUCCAAACCGUACCAAGCGAGUCUAUCCUCCUUGUGAUACAUCAGGGCUUCAGGCACUUCCUUUAGAAAGACCAGCAGAAACUCCAAUAUUUAUAUCUGUUGCUCAAUUUCGUCCUGAGAAGGCGCAUCCACUUCAACUUGAAGCUUUUUCACUAGUCAUUAGGAAGCUAGAUGCUAACUUGCCAAGACCUAAGCUUCAGUUUGUGGGUAGUUGUCGAAACAAGUCAGAUGAAGAAAGACUGCAAAAGUUGCAGGACAAAGCAAUUGAACUGAAGGUUGAUGGGGAUGUACAGUUCUAUAAAAAUGUGAUGUACAGGGAUUUGGUGUCUCUUUUGGGAGGUGCCAUCGCAGGAAUGCAUUCCAUGACAGAUGAACAUUUCGGCAUUAGUGUUGUAGAGUACAUGGCUGCAGGCGCCAUACCAAUUGCCCAUAAUACUGCUGGGCCAAAAAUGGACAUUGUUUUAGAAGAGGAUGGGCAGCAAACUGGAUUUCUUGCCCAGAAUGUUGAAGAAUAUGCAGAUGCCAUCUUGAGAGUGUUAAGGAUGCCUGAAACUGAGAGACUCAUGAUGGCUACAGCAGCAAGGAGACGAGCAAGCAGGUUUUCCGAGCAAAGAUUUUACGAGGAUUUCAAAGCUGCAAUUCGACCAGUAUUAAACCAUGGUUCUAGAUGAUGGAUUAGCUGUAGCAACUCAUGUAGCAUAUUUGUUAACUGUAGAACAGAGAGCUUUAGUUUUACUUUUUUUUUCCCCCGUUGGUUUAUAAUUUUGAUUUCAUAUGUAAACAUUUUUUGUGACAAUUUUCAAAAAUUUUGUACUAAAACUUAUGGUGCUUCUGUGGCAGCUGAAGCACAUUUGGAGGUUACAGUUUUUGGGUGGUUUUAACAAUAGUCAAUCCACCUUGAAGUGUUCGAGCUCCCAGCUCAACCCAGAUUCGGAAUUGAGCUGCCGGUUCUGGUUCCACCGAUUCUGGUCGGAAUCUAAAGGGUUAUUCUGGCCAGUAAACCAACAUCUUGGUUCUAUAACCCGAGCUAUAGCCAAGGAUUUAAUUCCGGUCUCAAUUUCAAUUCUAAUUCUAGGUCCGGGAAGAAAUUUCACUACUUUGUUUUAAGAGUUCAUAAAAUAGAAUUGAUAUAUUAUAUGUAAAGUAGAAGUUAGUUCUUACAUAUUAAAUGUGAUAGGGGUCAGCAGAAUUAGAAUUGAAUUUCAGUUUUCAA